AAUGGCCAAGGGUACUGGGAACUUCAUGACUCUGCGCAGCAGUCUUAGAGAGUAUGGUGCUGAUGCCAUCAGAUUCGCUCUAGCUGAUGCUGGUGAUGGUCUUGAUGAUGCAAAUUUUUCGUCAGGUGUUGCCAAUGCUGCUGUUUUGCGGCUUACUAAAGAACUCUCAUGGAUGAAAGAGGUCAUGCAUACCACGGAGUCAUCUUUAAGAGUAGGAGGUAAAUAUACGUUUGCAGAUCGGGUUUUUAAUAAUGAGAUGAAUAUUGCAGUAAAAAAUACAAAAUUCAACUAUGAGCAUUACAUGUUCCGUGAGGCUCUGAAGACGGGGUUUUAUAAUCUUCAAGCUUCGCGAGAUGAAUACAGAUUGAUGUGUGGUCCGACCGGGAUGAACCGUGAUCUAUUGUGGCGAUUCGUGGAUGUCCAAAUCCGUCUUAUCACACCUAUGUGUCCUCAUUUUGCUGAGUAUGUCUGGAGGGUACUUUUAGAGAAAGAAGGGUUCGUAGUUAAAGCGUCGGGUUGGCCUAAAGCUGAUGAGCCAGAUUUAAAUCUUAAGUGGGCGAAUAAGUAUAUGCAGGACUUGAUAUCCCGGAUGAGAAAAUUGCUUCGUAAAAAAAUGUCAAAGAAAGGAAGCAAUGAGAAGAAGUUGGGGGUAUCAGUUGUAGUGGUUGUCAAAGAGGAAUUUGAUGGAUGGAAUGCAGAGUGCUUGAGGAUCUUGCGGGGCAAGUAUGAUACGGAGGAAUGUUGUUUUGCACCCAAUAGAGAAAUACUUGAUGCCUUGGAGAAGAGCUCCCUAUCUCAGCCUCUGGAGCUUUGCAUGCCUUUUAUAAGAUUCAAGCAAGAUGAAACUUCUGAAUUUGGCGUUCGUGCUUUGGAUUUGAAACUUCCCUUUGAAGAGAUGAAGUUACUUGAAGAAAACUUAGAGCUAAUCAAGACACAAGUUGGGGUUGAAAAUGUGCAACUCUGUUCUGUAAAUGACCUAAAUACUCUAAUUGACAGAGCCGGUGACCUUGCAAAUAUAAAUCCUCCUUCUCCUGGAAAUCCUACUCCCAUAAUCAUGUUUAUGUAACUUUGAAGGUGGAGCAAUGGAUGACACUUUGAUGUAGGGGUGGCACAAAAAGGGAAACCGAAAGAGACUGUCCCAAAACCAACCUGAAAUUAAUGGAAAAAAGACCUGCCACUUUGGACGUCCUGAUGUUCAAAAUACAACCCAAACUUUCGACCACAACUCCACAAGACUACUGAAGUGUAAAACAAUAGCAAAGUUGGUUCAGAGGUUGAACUUCUAGGAUUUUUGUACUGUGGGCAGUGUCUGCGGUUAAAGGAAGGUGGAGCAACAGAUGACACUUUUGAUGUAGGAGUGAGCACAAAAAAGGGAAACCGAAGGAGACCGUCCCAAAACCAACCCAAAAAUUCUUUCCCAAGAUACACAAGAGGUGCAUACUUCAAGGAAUGAUUAGAGGUUGGG
Messenger RNA from Cuscuta campestris, 1465 nucleotides. NCBI's taxonomy places the organism in Eukaryota, Viridiplantae, Streptophyta, Magnoliopsida, Solanales, Convolvulaceae. The record is from the annotation of a GenBank genome assembly.